AUGCGCGCUCUCCUGGCUAGCCGCUGCCCCCUCCUCAUCGUGCGCGCUUCCCCGGCUUGGGCGGAGCUGCCGGGAGAGGAGACGGGGUGGGGUGGGGGAUAGACCAAGGGGGAGGCGCAGAGGGGUGUUGCCUUCCCCCCCCCCACGUCCCGCACCGACGCCCGGCUUGGGGAAACGGAGGGUCACGUGGCCGGUACAAUGGGGCAUUCUUGACGCGCGCGCUCCAGCUCACCAUCAUCUGGUUCCAGGGCGCCUCAGCGACCAGGGCGGAGGCUGGCCCACCACCAGGGCGCACGGGGUGGGGUGGCAAAUGGGGAGGGCCUCGGGCAGCUGAAGGCCUGGGGCAGGCGGGGUGGGCGCGCGGCGGAGCCCGGCCGUUCUCUGCACAAGAACAGGCUGAGAGGAAGCUCUCGGGCAUGCAUUGGCACCGGCGAUGCCCCAUGGUAAUUAUAGACUUAAUAGACUAUAAUAGUCGCCGCCUUUUGGGUAAUCAUCAUGUCUAUUAUUAGCUCACCUACUUCAAGAGACGUUAGCCCUGCUAUGGGGGGGGUACUCCUCAUUUUGUUGACGAGGAGCCCCCCCCCCCGGAUUUCUACCGCAGAGUCCUGCCUUCAGGGCAUCAAUGACUGGCAGGCCCAUUCUGGAGCGCGCUUUUUUUUUAGUUGCAUUUGACUGCACUGUGGGAAAUGUUGGCCAAUUCGUGAAAAAUAAAUAUUUUUUUAAAACGCGCAUAUGUGUCUACAUCUUAGUGUCUGGGCCACGGAGCAAUUGCAAUUAGUUAAUUAUCCGUUUGUUUGUUUUUUAAAAAAAGCUUCUCAAAUCCUUGCUUUUCUUCCAACACAGGACAUGCAGUUUGCAUGUGGGAACUGAAGCUUUGAUUUUCACUUGGGCAGCGAUAGGAUUCUUGGAAAGCACAUGUGUCAGUGAGUUAUGAACCUUAUAUAAGCAUUUGUGCAGAAAUAAAACUGCUUGCACUUUUGCAAAGCUAAGCCGGCCCGGUAUGGUUGCAAUACAGCAUGUUGAGUUUCCUACAUUGCAGGGUGUUGAAUUAGAUUACCCUUGGGGGUCCUUUCCAACUCUAUGAUUCUAUUGUGAACGUAAAAUCUUUUUAAAAAAAUUAUCUGAGAAAAACAUGAGUGGCCACUAUCACUAGUGCAAUCUCUUAGAGUCAAUGUAAGUUACCCUGACAGAUGGGGCAAUUAAAACAUGCCUUAAAUUUGGAACUAGGCAUGUUUAUCACUAACUGGGCUAUCUUGGGAGAGAGCCAGGGAGACUUAUUCCAUGUACCAGGAAAGAGUACAGUACUAUACGUAUGUUAUAUAGCCUUGCCCUCUCAGGCCAGAGCAGGAAACAGUUACAAGUACUUAAUUCUAGGCAUGCAAUAGUGAGGGACAAACUACACAUUACAUCCACAUGUGUAUAACAAAGCUCAUAACUAGUAUUCCAGGGCAUACUGCCUCUGACAGUAAAGGUAGAAUAUAGCUAGUAGCCAUUGAUAGUCAUAUCGCCCAUGAAUUUAAAGCCAUACAAGUUGGCAGCCAUCAGUAUAUCCUGUGGGAUCAAAUUCUAUAGUUUAACUUUGUGCUAUGUGAAGAAACACAUUCUUUUGUCUCUCCUGAAUCUUUCACCAUUCAGCUUCAUGGCCCUGGGUUCUAGUAUUAUCAGGGAGAAAAACCUCUUCCUAGCUAUCUUAUCCACACAGUGUAUAAUAUUUCACACCUAUCACACAGACACCCCUCCCCCCCCAUUAAGAAUCCCCUUGAUCAUUUUGGUUGCCCUUUUCUGAACCUUUUCCAGCUCUUAAAGUUUUCCUUUUUUAGGUAAGACAAUCAUAAUGGAACAUGGUAUCCCAAGUUGUGGCCAUGCCAUCGAUUUGUAUAACAGCAUUAUAAUUCUGGCAAUUGUAUUUUCAAUCCCUUUCCUAAUGAUUUCCAAGAUGGAAUUGGUCUUUUUCAGAGCUGCUGCAUACUAGGUCAACAUUCUGACCUUGAAUUCUACAGCGGAUAAAACACAUCCUCAAUUCCCUAUAUUACCAGUUUGGGAUGAAAUGUCACACAGCCCCUAAAUCCCCUCCCCUGCCUUGUUAAGUAUGGCUCUCAGUCUGUGACCCAUCGUAUUUUCUAGAGAUGUAAUUUUCCAACUCUGCUUCAUGAAGCUCUGGUGUUAAUGCGGAAAUAUCACCAUGCUUUUAAUAAGAAGAAAAUCAGUAAUGAAACAAAACCUGGAUCACUUCCCUGGAUCACUUGCCAGACUACUAGUCUUCCCCUGCAAUACAUUACCAUAAGGGAGUGUUGAAUGUGUUCAGCAGUGCACAUUCAUGAGUGACAGUAGUGAAACCCAAGAUGCCUAGUCACUAUUUCAUGUGAAUUGAGUGUAUGGACAUGCCUCAUUAAUAUCUGCAAUGUGUGUAGAGAUUAUCUGGUAGACAACAUUAAGUAGGGAUAAAUGUUCCCAGAAGGUAUAUGGUUUGAAAUCCUCUGUUCAGUAGAAGGUAACCAAUUACUGUCAUGUGGAGAGAUUGUGAUUGGGCCUCUGAGCAAAAAAGUUGCACAUCGCAUGUAAAGGUCCUUUUUCAACACUUCAUUUACAUUCACUGUGCAAGAGCAACCCAUCAUCCCACUGCUUGGUUCAUUGGUCAGGAGAGUUUGCCACUGUAACCAUCAUAAUGACAGAAAAGGGAGAUAAGAACGAAAUAGAAUCACAGAGCAUCAUGCCUUCAGUGUUAGCCAAAAUCAUUGAUCUUAGUUCUGUAACUCAAGGAGAAAGCAAUAGUAGCAGUGCUGAACAGUGUUUGUUUAUUUUAUUUAUUAAUUUAUUAAACUUAUUAGUUGCUUGUCACCCCAAGUAACUUACAGCAAUGUUAGUGUGUAUGUAUACAUAAACACACACACACACAGAGAGAGAGAGAGAGAGAGAGAGAGAGAGAGAAAUACACACUGCCAUAAGGGAAAGGGGGGAAAUCAUACAUCAAUAUAUUGUCUAAAAGAGCUUUCCAAACUUUUCAUAUUGGUGACACACUUUUUUGACAUGCAUCGUUUCGUGACACAUUAAUUCAUUUUUACUAGCAAACUGGAAGUUAAACUAACCCAUGCUUCCACAAACUCAGGCCUCCAGAUGUUUUUGGCUUACAACUCCCAUGAUCCUUAGCUAGCAGGACCAGUGGUCAGGGAUGAUUGGAACUGUAGUCUCAAAACAUUUGGAGGGAUGAGUUUGAGGAAGCCUGAACCAACCCUUUUGCUGUGGUCUAAACCAAUGAGCCUCUUGGGAUUGCUGAUCAGAAGGUCAGCAGUUUAAAUCCGCAUGACGGGGUGAGCUCCUGUUGCUCUGUCCCAGCUUCUGCCAAACUAGCAGUUCGAAAGCACACCAGUAAAAGUAGAUAAAUAGGUACUGCUUUGGCAGGAAGGUAAACGGCAUUUCUGUGUGCUCUGGCUUCCUUCAGUGUUCUGUUGUACCAGAAGUGGGCCACAUGACCCAGAAAGCUGUCUGUGGACAAACGCCGGCUCCCUUGGCCUGAAAGGGAGAUGAAUGCCACAACCCCAUAGUCGCCUUUAACUGGACUUAACUGUCCAGGGGUCCUUUACCUUUUUUUUACCAGCCUUAGGAGCAGCAUGGGGAGCAUUUGCCUGACACACCUACAUACUGCAGCCGACACACGUAACAGUUUGGAAAGCUCAGUUCUAACAUAACAUUUAUGGGGGGGGGAGAACCACCUGCCUUAUAAAUAAUAACAAACAACAUUAACUAUACUUUAAUAAUAAACAAACAAUACUCCCUCCCACUAAUUAGCAGAUAAAGAACUAUUUUUCCCCUUGGAAAUUCCCCACCUGGAAGUCUGUUAGUCUGUUAUCAGGCCAGCUGUUGCAAAUUGGAAGUGGGUGGGUACACCCUCCUCUUCCAAGGCAUGAUCCUGCAUCUCCUCUCUCUCCAGGAGGGAGCAGUAGCAAGGCAAAACAGGAAACUAGUAGCAAAAGUUUUACCUGGUUUACAGUUUGUCUGGCUACUGCUUCCCUCCUGCUGUUGGGGCUGGGGGUGUUGUCCACCCUUAAUUUAGAACAGCAAAGGAAGGGGAAUCAAGGAAACUGAAAUAAAAAGUCACCUUUUGGUCUUGGUUUUUGUGUUCCCAAAAUAAAAGGCCCCAGAAACUCUGUUCUCUGCUAGUACAAUGCAGUAUAAAGAUUCAUAAUUCGCUUCUCUAGCAAAGCCUGCAAGAAGCAAAGUACAAAAGGUUAUAAUGCUAUAUGCACAUGGAAGAAAGUCUAAAUUGAACUUCAGGACUUGCAUAGCAAUCCUAGGCAUGUCUAUUAGAAACAAAUACUCUUGUUCAGAGAUUUUGUGUAGACUUCAACUGAUAUUAUUUUAUAUCUUUGUUACAAAUUUUAUGAGUUCCCUGCUUUUUGCCAAGGUGGAAUUUCAAACUGACUGUAGCACUUUAAAAAAGCUGCACUUAAGUCCCAUUGAAAUUAACAGGUCUCAAGUUAGUCACAAUCACAACUGAUUUCAACAGGAUUUAAACUGGAUUAUGACACCUGGAGAGGACUGCUGUGGAUUUCAGAAUUCUACAGAAGACAGAAUUAUUUCCCCAUAACUACUUGCCUCAAUAGCACAUGGGGCUGAACGUCUUUUACUUGCAGUAAGUGGGACCCGCAACGAAAUAUUGCAGGCUGGAGUGCUCCUAUAAAGAGUCCUAUAAAGAGUCCAGCCAUCUAGCUAUGCCUUCUUUGAGUAUACUUCAUCCCAUCCCUCCAUUUUUCUGUUGGUUCUUCCAUACACACACCUCAGUCUUUGUUGAGCUGUCUUUGGUUCCCCCCAACCCUUUGGUUCCCCACCUCUCAAGCCUGCUGAUACCCCUUCCUUGUUUGUGUGAGGUGCUAUUUUGCCUACAUAAGGAUUCAUGCUUAGUGAAUGAAUUCACUCUUAGUAUGUAGCAUAUUGUAGUAUGUACAGCAAGAACCACUGUCUGAUUAGAUCUUAUGAAAGGGAAAUUGCCAUGGUCCAUUUAUUAAGAUGUUUUGCUUCAGCAGCCACUACUGUUGCAGAGUAAAUAAAACAGAGCUCAGGAAAACUCAGUACUUUGGCAGUGUUCAAUGGGGUAAGACAGGCAGGGACAGGAGAAGACAUUCUUUGAUCUGAGAAUGGGGGUAUAACGUUAAGAAGAAUGUUCUUAUCGGUGAAGUGUUAGGUGGUGUGCCACUGCAUCUGGUCAUCCUAGCUGAAAUUCAAAGCUAUCUACAAGUAAAAUAUGUGCAAAAUGCUGCCUUUUUAAAGGAAACAUAGCAAUUCUUAGAAAAACAUGGAAGCAAAUACACACUUCCAGAAGCAAACCCUUGCAGAGUAACAGCGGCAUGGGUUUGCUCACAAAGAAUUAUCUGUGAUAAGCAAAGGUCAAAGACAUUCACCUUUGCAUGAAAUAUUUCAUCCCUACAAAACGUAACUGUAAAAAGAGGAAGGCAAAACAGCCAGCUUUAUUAAUUUUGUAAGAUCAGCAGCUGAGGAACAGCAUUCUGUGGCCAUAAUUCAACUAAGCAGUGAGAAUGAUAAUUUAACUUGAGAGUGAUACAACUGAAAACAUGGCUUUUGCAAGAGUAGGCAGGAAAUAAUGUUGAAGAUGGAACUGUACCACUUCUACCAGUCAGGCUUAUCUGCUAAUAGUAGGCUUUUACAAGCAGGAAGAAAAGGUGUAAGUGACCAGAACAUAAGAUUCAGGUAGGUAGCCGUGUUGGUCUGAAGCAGUUGAAAGAAAUAAUUUUUUUAAAAAAUUGUCCAGUAGCACUUUAGAGACCAACUAAGUUUGUUCUGGGUAUAAGCUUUCAUGUGCAUGCACACUUCUUCAGAACAACAAGAAUCAUGUUACCUCAGUUUUGAGAAAAUUAGCAAUCAAAUUUUUGCCAAACUUACAUCAAAGUAUUUCCAUUAUUGUAAAUAUGAAGGUCGCUUCAGGCAUGACUUUCCCCUCCUACAUGGAGUUAAGACAAAUAUUUUGUGUGAAGUGGCCAUUAUAGUAAGGACAGGUCUACGGAAACAGGAGAGUCAAGAAUUGAGGCUUACUGCAGCAGACACAGGAGGAGGGGGACAAUUAUCUGGUAAAAAAAAUGAAGAAAGACUGGGAGCCCCAGAGGAGGUUGGGACAGUUUGGGAAGGUGGAGUCAAAACACAUUUCCUCCUCUCUUUCGGGCAUGGUCUGCGAUUUUAUGCUCUAUGUCCAAGCACUCUUUUUUGCUCCAUAACUUUCCCCAUGAAAACCAGCUCUUUUAAAGCUCAAUCAGAGCAAGUAUCCAUCUGUGGGAAAUCUUAAUUGAUGCUUGCUCUGAUUCAGCUUUAAAGAGUAUGUUUUGGGAGGAAAGCCUGGAACAAAAAAACCCUACCAUGCUCAGACAUGGAGUGUUGAAACACAAACCUCUGCCUGGAAAGAGUGGGGGGAAAGGUAAGCAAGUGUGGCCAAGCCCACAGUCUGGUGACUCGGGAGUGGAGGCAGCACCAACUAUGGCAUGUUCUUGACAGAAUCUAGCAGGACCUGGUGCAUCCCAGGUGGAGCCAACAAAAUUUGGAGUUCACCGAGUUUUCAGACCUGUGAUGAUAACCUGAGAAAGGGCCAACUCCAGGUUUGAGGGGGCCAUCAGUAAAAUGCCCUCCUUUGUGUUGGUUUCUGAUUUCCCUCACUGAGCAGCAACUGCAGUCACAAGACAUUGUUUUACAUUCCACAGUCUGUACUGUUGGAGUUUCUCACGGGAAAGGGAGACUGGAUGUGACGUACACUGGUUUCCUGUUUUUUCACUGUGUGAUUCUCUCCGAGCUGAGAGAGGAGAGAGGAUGCAUUUUCUGCUCCUGCAGAGGCAAGAUGUCUUUCUGUAAUAUACCAGCUUUGAACUGUAAAUAAAGCAAUAUAGAGUAUGUAGCACGUAUUCUUCAUCCUUCCGCUGGCCACGAGGCUCUGCUUUAAAUCAACACGUGGUUAUGGGCUCCAGAGGUCGAAUCGGAGUGCCGGCAAAGGAUCGGAAUGCAGAGGAACAGAUCGCAACGGAAUCUGCUCUGCGCGUAGAAGUGAUUGAUGAGGUAUGUGCUACUGCUCCGGGCAGCCUGCCAGCUUCAAGUUAAUGGCUUUAUGGCUGGACUUUGAACUUUUAAAGCCGGUUUUGCCGGGAAUAGGCAAAAGGCUCCCAGGCACAAGUCACUAUGCUGGGGAAAUCGAAAGUAACUUUUAAGUGUGCCUUUGUAAUGAGGCAGCUGCAGCAGUGACGCAGCAAGAUUUAAAGCAGCAUAUGACGCUGAAGGCUAAUGCCAGAGUCAUGAUGGCCCUUCAGGAUGCUUGUGGGAUUCCUAAGCUCAACAAGAAAAAUUACAGCGACUGGGUUCAGUAUGCAGAGGCAAUUCUGCGGAAAGAGGGUUUGUUUGAGGUGAUUACAGAAACCCCCCCAGUUCCAGUUACAGAUGCAUGGGAAGCUAAGGAUUCCAAAGCAAGGGAACUCUUACAUUGAUAGUAUCCCCAGAAGAGCUCUGUCUAUUGCGUGAUAAGACCUCAGCCAGAGAAAUUUGGGACGCUCUGAGAGAGGCUCAUUUAAGGACAGAAGCUGGAUCCACUAUGUUUUAUUUUAACAAGCUGCAUAAUAUGGCUCUUGCUGAAGGUGGAGAUGUGCGUUUACAUCUGAUGGAGAUGCAAAAUCUGAGACAUGAGCUGCAACAGAGAGGACUCAACUUUCCAGAGGCUGUGUAUUCUUUCAUGAUACUACAAUCUUUGGGUUCAGGUUGGGAGUCUGUUGCAACCCAGAUUGCUGUGCAACCAACUGCUCAGCUGACAGUGGACUUUGUUACUGCCGUGAUUUUAAAUGAAGCAGAUCGCCGGGGUGCUAGCUGCAUGGGCAAGGGAGUCUUCACAGACGUCAUCCCAUAGUGCAGUGGAACCACCAGAUGGCGCCAAAGCUUUGAAGGCAGUGAAAUGCUACUCGUGUGGACGUCUAGGCCAUAUGAAGAGGGAAUGCAGACAUCCCAGGGCCAAGACAGAGCAGCGCAGCGAAGCUCAUCGCGCGGAAAAGGCCGAGGCAAAGGCAAAGGUCCGGUGUCUAGGACAACGCAGCACAAGGCUAUGGUUUCACGCUUCACUCCAAAGGUUGCAGAGGUCCAGAAGACGUCUAGAUCUUUCUUCGUUGUUGAUUCAGCGGCCACCCACCACAUGUGCAACGAUAAGAAACUGUUUGUGUCUUUUACACCGCAGGAAGGUGCGAUUCACCAGGCGGAUGACCACACUAUUCCCAGUAAAGGCUACGGAACUGUUGUUCUUCACAGUUUGGACUUAUCGAUACAGAAUGUGCUUUACGUGCCAGACGCCAAACAUAAUCUGCUCAGCGUUGGACAGCUGAAUGAGCGGAACAUUGACGUUUCCUUCAAGAACAAGAAGUGCAUCAUCACAAAGAAAAAUGAUUAUGUAUUGCAUGCAGAAUAUGUUGAUCAUUUGUUUGUUUUGUAUUAUGAUGAUGUGGUGCAGGAUGACACUUGUUGCAUUGCAGGUUCUAACAAAAGUUUGCAUGCAGAAUGUAUUCACGAUUUUCAUCGCAAAUUUGGUCAUUUGCAUUUUGAGGCAGUAUCUAAAAUGCCUGCCUUGGUUGAAGGUAUGACUAUUAAACCCUGCAGGUACCACAUGAAGUGCAAAGCAUGCGCAGCAAACAAGGUGAAAAUGGCUGCGAAAGGUAAGGUGUCUAGUAGGAAAGCUACAGAACCAUACCAGGUUGUUCAUGCUGAUUUGGUUGGACCACUAUCGCCCUCUUUGGGUGGAAAUAGAUACUUCAUGGUUCUCAUUGAUGCAUUUUCUAGAUAUAUUUUUGUGUACAAUCUCAAGCAGAAAUCGGAGGCUUUUCCUAGGUUCAAGGAAUUCUGUGCUUGGUUGGAAAAUGUGCAUGGUAAGAAGAUAAAGACUCUUUUCAGUGAUCGCGGGGGAAUUCACUUCUCAGCAGUUUGAAGCUUUUCUGACUGAGAAAGGAAUUCUACUCGAUUUGUGUAGUCCUCGCUCGCCAUGGCAGAAUGGACUUGCGGAGCAGGCAAAUCAGACAUUGCUUCAAGGAUUAAAAACCUUGCUGCAUGAUGCCAAUCUUCCAGAGAGUUAUUGGGCCGAAUCUCUCUCGUGUUUUGUUUACAGUUACAAUCGCAGGCUAUCUUCAGCGAUUGGUUGUACCCCCUAUGAGAAGAUGUUUGGCAAGAAGCCAUACAUCAAACACAUGAAGAUUUUGGUUCUGACAUGUGGGUUCACUCACCACAAAACUCCAAGUUAGACAAGCGUGGAUUGCAUGGUAUCUUUCUAGGUUAUCAGAAAGGGUCUUACAGAAUAAUGAUGACUGACUCUAAGACAAUUAAGCUCACGGGAAGUGUUGGGUACAAUGCUAAGUGGGGGGAGAAUGUGGGAAUUUUCCAAUGUUAUCCUGAUGACGGUGAUGAGACUGAGGAUAGUCAAAAGCAACCACAACAGCCCACACCCACUGAUGAAGGUUCUGAGUCUGAAUCUGAAACUGAAUCGGGUGAUUCAGAGGAUUUCGAGAGUGCGAAAGCCUCUAUGCGACCCUCUGAAAGCUCUGAUCAAGAAUUGGAGGAACCAUUGUUCACAAUAGGUCGUUUUUCUCCUAAGAAGGAAGAGGAGAGUGUUGAAGACUUAAGGCUAAUUCGUAGGUCACAGAGAGCCACAAAAGGCAAACCUCCAAAGAGAUUUGCUGAUGAGUUUGCUAAGAUAGCAGUAACAGCUGUUAAAAGCUCCAAGAAGGUAUUUGAACCUUCAAGUUUCCAAGAAAUCCAGGGUUUGGAUUCAAAGGAAGCUGAGCCAUGGUUAAAUGCCAUGAAGGCUGAGCUUGAUUCCUUAGAAAGGAACAAAACAUGGGAGCUAGUUCCAGUAGUUCCAGGAAUGAAACUGCUUGGAAGCAAAUGGGUCUUCAAAGCGAAGACAGAUCAAAAUGGCAAGAUAGUCAGACACAAAGCCAGAUUGGUAGCCAGAGGUUUUGCACAGGUACCAGGUGAAGACUAUCACGAGACCUAUUCACCCACAGUGAGAUAUGAAAGCAUUAGGCUUAUGCUUAAGCUAGCUGCAGAGGAAAAUCUACACAUUAGUCACCAUGAUAUUAAUACAGCUUUUCUGUACGGAUCUCUAGAUGAAUCACUUUAUAUGCUUCCACCUGAUGGCGUACAGGUAAAACAGGGAUUUGUUUGUGCUCUGAAGAAAUCCCUUUAUGGUCUCAAACAAAGUGCACGGUGUUGGCACACAAAACUCACUGAAGUAUUGUUUUCUCUAGGUUUUCAGCAAGGGAAAGCUGAUCCAUGUGUAUUUGUCAAAGAGGAGGGGCAAAAGAAACUGUACUGUUUGUUUUAUGUUGAUGAUUUAUUAUUCUUUUGGAAAGAUGUUGCAAUGUACAAUAGCGCCCUAGCUCAACUGAAAGAGCACUUUGACAUGAAAGAUCUUGGUGAGGUAAACAACUACCUAUCUCUGGAAAUAGAGAGAGAUCAAGAUGGUAACAUUCUAGUACACCAGUCACGGAAAAUUGCUGAUGUGUUAAGCAAACUAAAUCUGAUGGAUGCUAACCCUGUAGACACACCGAUGACAACAGGUUAUCAGGUAGAUGACACUGAAGAAGCAUUUUCUGACACUACACUGUACAGGAGUGUGCUAGGCAAGCUAAACUUCAUUGCCAGAUGUUCAAGACCAGACAUUGCUGUUAGCUGUAAUUUGCUAAGCAGACAAGUCAACAAUCCUAGUGUCAAGGAUUGGAAAGCUCUGAAACGCAUAGCGCGGUAUUUGAAAGGCACUAUGCAUUACAGACUGAGAUUUAACAAUCAGAAGUCUGGUGGUCUUGAGAUAUUUGCAGAUGCAAGUUUUGGAAGUGACACUACAGACAGGAAAAGUACGUCUGGAGUUUGCUAUAUGUACAAUCAGAGUCUGUUUGAUUGGUCAUGCAAGAAGCAAACAACAGUUAGCUUAAGUACUUGUGAAGCUGAACUGAAUGCACUGUCUUAUUCACUUAAGGAUUGUGAAUGGUUAGUACAAUUGUGCAAAGAUAUGAAAAUUCCUGUCAAAUGUCCAAUCCAGGUUUACCAGGACAACAAAGCAUGUUUGGCUUUGCUGAAGUCUGAAGGUUGUAAGCAAAGCACAAAGCACUUGCAAUUAAAGUUGCAGCAUGCUAGGGAAUGUAUUCAGAAGGGACUCGUAACGGUGUCCUAUAUGCCAGGUAAUGAAAUUCCUGCUGAUGUAUUGUCCAAGAUUGUAUCAAGGGAUCAACACUGUACCUAUGUGCAGAAGUUGGGUUUGUACUGAUAUUGUACGAACACGCUGCCCAGUGAUGUUCACAGAAAGGGGGAGGAUGUUGGUUUCUGAUUUCCCUCACUGAGCAGCAACUGCAGUCACAAGACAUUGUUUUACAUUCCACAGUCUGUACUGUUGGAGUUUCUCACGGGAAAGGGAGACUGGAUGUGACGUACACUGGUUUCCUGUUUUUUCACUGUGUGAUUCUCUCCGAGCUGAGAGAGGAGAGAGGAUGCAUUUUCUGCUCCUGCAGAGGCAAGAUGUCUUUCUGUAAUAUACCAGCAUUGAACUGUAAAUAAAGCAAUAUAGAGUAUGUAGCACGUAUUCUUCAUCCUUCCGCUGGCCACGAGGCUCUGCUUUAAAUCAACACUUUGGACCCCCUCCUCUAUUGCUGGGCCCUGGUGGCAGCAGCAGAAGAUCUACAAUCAGUGCUGUUAUUUUUGAACUGCCAUUCUAAUUUCCAUGAUAUCCCUGACACAGCAUCACACCAGGGCAUCAUGGGAAAUUUAGCUCCCAGAACUAGCCAUCCACUGUGGAGGCACAGGGCAGGAGUUGCCACAAAAGUGCUCAAGGAUGCUCUGUACUGUACUGAUGCUGGGCCUGACCUGAAAAGUUGCAAGUACAGUAUUGGGGAUAUCACUGUGAGGUGGGUAUGGGGUAACCUACAAUUACUUUGUUUCCCACUGUGUUGGGAAGUCAAGGUGUAGUGUAGAAGUGAUAGCAACCUCAUGAACCUAGACAAAAGUAUGUAGGCAUUUUCCUUUGCAAGUUGCCAUACAGGCAUCCAAGGAUUCAACCACUGAGUAAAGGAAUAAAGGAAUUGAUGAAAGCAUUGCCAACACUUGGGGCAUAUUUGGGACAAAGCAAGAUAUGAUGGGGAGUGACGCAAGUGGCGUAAGUGACGCAGAGCCUAGGACCUGCUGAUCAGAAGGUCGGCAGUUCGAAUCCCCAUGAUGGGGUGAGCUCCCGUUGCUCAGUGCCUGCUCCUGCCCACCUAGCAGUUCGAAAGCACACCAAAAAAUGCAAAUAGAUAAAUAGGUACCGCUCCGGCGGGAAGGUAAACGGCGUUUCCGUGCGCUGCUCUGGUUCGCCAGAAGCGGCUUAGUCAUGCUGAUCACAUGACCCUGAUGCUGUACGCCGGCUCCCUCGGCCAAUAAAGCGAGAUGAGCACCGCAACCCCAGAGUCGGCCACGACUGGACCUAAGUGUCAGGGGUCCCUUUACCUUUACCUAAGGUAUGAUGGGGGGGGGCGAGUGGGUCUGAAUCACCAUGCUAGGUUUUAAUCCAUUUUUGUUUGAGAAGCGCCAGUUUAUACAAGAGUACACCAUGUAGCACAAAUGCAAAAUUUAUAAAAGUGUAUUGAAUAUCAAAGGCCAUGAUGUGCAGAUAGAGGACAAAGUCAUCCUCCCUGUGAAGGUUACUAGUUUUUUUUUAUUAUAAGUUUUAUAAAUUAUAAGUUUAAACACUUAAUGCUCCAUGUACCAAGGAUGAGACUGAUGUAAUUUGAAGUCACUGACCUGGAGCCUUGGCUAUGGUUUCUCAAAGCAGCAAUAAGUCCCAAGAUUUUCUGUCUGAGAACCAGAAACAUUUUUAACCUAGAUUAAUCAUUCUAAGCUUAAACAAACUGAGGGCCCUCUUGCCGUACAGGCAGACUGGGGAGUCAGAUUGGGUGACCCAUUUCAAGGUGUGCCUGUCAUGAUGGAAGCAACAUAAAAAAAGUUUGGUCCUGACUCUGCUCAUUAAUCAGGGACUGAAUGGGGGAUAUGUAAGCAGACUGAAAAGUUCAGCUUGUCAUCUUGACUCAGAUUUAUUUAUUUUAAAACUGCUUUUGAUUUCAAAAACCAUCAUGCAGAAUUUGGUUAUGCAAUCUUAAGAAGUAUCCAAAUGCAAACAAACAAGUUUCCAAAAUAUACGACAGAUUUUGUUGCACUUAGUUUUUAGUCUUUGCAACAUCCCUAAGAAAAGGAAUCGUUGAAAGGUAGGAUUACAUUAAGUAAUUUUAAAAACAUAUCUGGUGAUCACACAGAGUGCCUUUUUCUCUUCAACUUAUUUUGGUGGUGGUGGUGGUGGUGGUUGUUAUUAUUAUUAUUAUUAUUAUUACUACUACUACUACUAUUACUGGAACACCCAAAAACUUACAGCUUUACAUAAUUUGUUGGCUAUAGGUGCCAUGGUUCAUGUGUCAGGUGCUGCAAGAGUAUGGGCCAGCGGCAAUUUUGAAUCAGGACUUCUGCAGGCCAUGUGUAUAUCUAUCCAAAGUCUUUCCCAUUCCAGACUACCGGUAUAUGUCAUCCAAAUGAAAUCUGCCAUUAGUCUUGGCUUUCCAGUGAAUUUUGUGGCCUGUUUGAACUUGGAAUAACUUCCCACUUCCAUGAUUUGUAGUCAUUAUUACUAACAUGCAUUAGAAUCCCCGCUUCAUCUAUAUUAAGCAUGGAUCUAAAAGAGUGAGGGAAAUCCUCUUUUAAGCAGCCCUUGAGCACUCUGCACUGUAACAGCACAGCUAAAAAUCGCCAAGGAGUAACUAAUCCACUUUAAGUGAUCUUGUAUUUGUUCCUCAAGGGUAUUUAAGAUUGCCACUAUAACUGCAAAUAGGCUGGGUGCCUGAAAAACAACAGUGCCCCAUUCUGACAGACCUGUUCAUAACUGGGGUGCUGGAUAUGAACAGUGUGAUGUAAAUGAGGAUAAGUACAUAUCCAACCCUCAGUGUUUUUAUAUAGGAUGAGCGAGAGACCACAAAUUAUUGGGCAUCAUGUGCCUUUAUCUAUGUUCCUCUCUUUCCAAUAAAGUAAUUCAGAGUGCAGUGGUUUGUUAUGCUUUGAAGAUUUACCUCCCUACCACCUCUUUGCUGUUACAGCCAGAGAGUCUUUUUUCUCUGAAUCCACAUCAAAAGGAGAAUAAUGGAAAUCCUUUACUUCAGCCUGCCACACUCAUAAAUCACUUCGGCUUUUAAAAUCAGUUUCUAGCUAUGAAUACUAAAAAAUGUAUUAGGCCAUACAUUUAUAAAAUUAAACAUUUUCUGAUUAAUUCCCAGCAGUUUGUGCCAGGUAAACAUAGUUCCAGCCCGAUCAUACAGCCAGGUUAGGCAGCUGCCUAAUGUAGUUACAGUGGUGAAUCGCAAGACGAAAUUAAUCCGUUCCGCGAGUCUCUUCGUCUUGCGGUUUUUUCGUCUUGCGAAGCACGGCUAUUAGCAGCUUAGCGGCUUAGCGGCUAUUAAUGGCUUAGCAGCUUAGCGGCUAUUAACGGCUUAGCGGCUUUAAGAAAAAGGAAACAAACUCGCAAGAACUCGCAAGACGUUUCGUCUUGCGAAGCAAGCCCAUAGGGAAAUUCGUCUUGCGGAACGACUCAAAAAACGGAAAACUCUUUCGUCUAGCGAGUUUUUCGUCUUGCGAAGCAUUCGUCUUGCGGGGCACCACUGUAUAUGAUAGAAAGAGGGAAGAGGGAUUAAAAAGAAAUAAUCUAGUAUGUGGGGAGUGGGCUCCAUGAACUCUUCUCUCCUGGUGCCGUGGCCCGAAGCAUUAUUUAAAAAAAAUGAACUGAAACAAAAAUUGGCAAAGUCGAAAUCUGCAAUCCUGUAAACUGCCCUGUGAAGGGCAGUAAAUAAAUAAAUAAAUAAUAAUAGCACUCACUAAGGAGAAAGUCUUUAAAAAUUCGGUUCUAAAUUAAUAUGUAUAGCAGGCAUAGGCAAACUCGGCCCUCCAGAUGUUUUGGGACUACAAUUCCCAUCAUCCCUGAACACUGGUCCUGUUAGCUAGGGAUGAUGGGAGUUGUAGUCCCAAAACACCUGGAGAGCUGAGUUUGCCUAUGCCUGGUGUAUAAGGUUAGGCUGUUAGUUUUAUACAGGAAAGUUAUUCCAGUAUGGAAUGUCUUUCAUUUCUGCCCCCAAGUCAAUUUAUCAACCACUGGAAUAGAAAUCCAAAUGCCAUGUUUGCCCGAGGCUUUUAAAGGUAGAUGGCUUUUGUACAUUUCUAGUGAGGAAAUGUAAGACAACUUGCAGGUUUCUGAAUUCCUUUCAUUUUUAAAGUGCACUGUCCACUUUCCAAGAUAGAAUAUUAAACACACAAAACUUGCCCCUAUAUUGUACUAGCUGUUAAAGGCACACAAGGCCUUCGGGGGGGGGGGGGAGAUUGGCAACCUUAAUUGGAACAUCUAUGAAAUAAGGCUAAUAGUGCAAUCCUAUAUAUGUCUACUUAAAUAGAUGUACAAUUUAUUUCAAGGGCGCGUACACCCAGGUAAGGGGAUAAUAAAACCCACUGAGAACAAUGGGAUGAAGUUCAGAAUAAGUGUACAGUGGUACCUCAGAACUCGAACGGCUCCGUUUUGGCUUCCGAACGCCGAAAACCCAGAAGUGAGUGCUCCAGUUUUCGAACGUUCUUCGUAACACAAAUGUCCAACACAGCUUCCGCUGUGCAAAAACCUAGCUAUCGGCCAGUUGGAAGCCGUGCCUCGGAACUCGAAUGUUUUGGAAGUCGAACGGUCUUUCCGAAUGGAUUGCAUUUGAGUUCCGAGGUACCAUUGUACACAAUAGGAUGUUGCUAUAGGCCUGCAAUUCUAUGUACUUACAUGGGAGUAAAUCUGCCCUCAACACAGUUAAACUUCUACGUAAAAUCUAUAGGCUUUCUUUUAAACUGCUUUGAGGUUUUUUCCACAACCAAGCAGUAUAGAAAUUUUAUGGCAUAAAUAACUCUUGAGGUUCCCCCCCCCCAAUCAAACAGUAUAUAAACUAACAACAACAACAAUAUACUUGGGACUAAGCCCCAUUGAAUUAAGUGGGACUUAUUGAAAAGUAUUCCUGCACAGAAUCUGGGCACACUGUAAUAUCAACUAGCAAAAUUUGUGAUACACGUAUCACUUUCAUGUAAAUCCCAGUAAAGAAAGCAACAUGUGGUGAGGAAGUUGGCUAAUGGUGAGAUCAUGGAGUCUGCAUCUUGUCAUAGUCUUAAGACAGAAAGUAGGAGGAAGGAAGGGGCCUUCCAAUGGAGCUGUGUAAGGAGCUUUGCAGGAUUCAGAUUGAAUCUAACACUGCUACAGAGAAGGAACGUACGAUGGUUGUUGCCUCUUAUUUGAAAAUAUACAAUCCAACUGUCAACUUGAUUUCUCUCCAUUCUUCUAUGAAACAAACAAGUAUUGUUUCCUCUCUCUCCAUUUCUCUGUUUAUCACCUAGCCCAAUGAAGAGUUCCUGAUAACCCAAAGGCUUGCACACUAUUUUGUGACCUUUUGUUGAGCCUAAUAAAGGUUGUGCCGUAGUAUGGAUUUUUUCUUAUGGGCCAACACCACUACCUUUACUGUUUGUGUAUUGGAUAGAAACGAUUUUGCUCGGAGCCAUGUAAUAUUUUAUUGAUCUCUAUAUAACACAUUGGGGGCGGGGUUUGAACAGUUUGCUUCAUGAGAAAACUAGGAAUCACUACUGCAGAUGAUGACAGAUCAUGAGGUACAGCAAUUGCUGCUCUGUUGGAAAUAUUAAAAACUACAUUAAAAAGCAAGGGGGUGUUUGUCCAUAAAAAAGCAGCUCCAAAAAAACAAAAUGUCACAAAAUCGUGACAAGAGUUUUAAUUAUCCAAUACAGUGGUACCUUGGUUUACAACCAUAAUCCGUUCCAGAGGUCUGGUUGUAAACCAAAACAGAUUGUAACCCAAGGUGCCCUUUUGCCAAUGGGGCCUCCAAAAAAAGGGGGGUUGUAAUAAAAAAAGGGGGGGUUGUAAUCCAAAAAAAGGACACACACUUCCAGGUUUGACGUGGUUGUAAUCCAAAACGGUUGCAAACCAAGGUACCACUAUACUCAUCAUCAGGCAAGAUGUUACACUAUGAAAUGGGGGUGGGUUAUGAGGACAAAUAUAAAACAAUAAAAUACAAAUACUAGGCUGGAUGUUGCAGCCGUAAGGUCAGCCUCCAGACUCACUUCCAAGGUAAGAGAUUGAAUAAGUCUCUGCUCAGUGCUGAAAUACCAAAUUAAGCAGCUAGGAUUCUGAAAUAAAGAAGCAAUCACCACUCCUCUUUUUUUAUAUAUAUAAAUAAAACCUAGCUGUUACAUGUCUCCCAUAAUUUAAGCAAAAAGCAUGAGGUCCUGGUUGGGCAAACAGCAGAAAUUAAAGCUAGAGGUGAAUUUUGGAUGGCUUUCCAGGUAAGAGAGGCAUAAUACUAAAACCUGGGGUCAUCCAGGGUACUAAAUGUUGGAGGAUUAAAAAAAGACAAAAGGAAAUAGUUCUUCACACAGCACAUAGUUAAACUAUACAAAUUCAUGGAGGAUAAGGCUAUCAAACACUACUAGCCAUGAUAGUUAGAUAGUAUAUCCAGGAUCAGAGAUAGCAUGCCUGUAAAUAUGGGUUGCCUGAGAACUAUUGUGCUUGCUUGUGGGUUUCCCACAAAGUUGUUUUCUUUGGUAAAUGGGCUACUGGACUGGAUAGGCCUUUGCUCUUAUUGAACAGGGCUCUUUUAUGAUAUUUUUAAAAUGGGAACCUUAAUAUAUAUAUAUCAGUAGGAGCAAACACAUAAAUUUAAUAAGUUCAUUGGGUGAGAUGAAUGAAACCUUGAAUGUGUCCUUUCGUAACAUUUUUCCAGCUUGCCAUGCAAAUAAGAGAUGUAGAAAUGUCAUAAUUCACUGUCAUUAUUUUGAAAUAGUAUGCAGCACAUUGUCAAAAAUAGAAAUGCAUUCCAUCAGGAAUGAAUCACCAAUUAUUUGAGAACAGAAAGCACUCAUUCAUUUCAUUUCCCUUGGACAAACCUCAAACACAUACUGUACUAGAAAAUGUGUUGACCGCUACACAAUAAUCACAACUACCACACACCUUUUAUCUGUAACAGGCAGUGUUAUUAACCUUCCUCAUGUAAUCCUUGAAGUACUUAUGGGAUCUUAAAUAAAUACCAAAGUGAAAACUGCUGCUAAAUUGAAUGUUUCAGCCUUAGCCUUACUAAAUUUCAACAUCAAGUCAUUUCCAUGUCAAGAUACACUGCUGCCUAAUUUUGUUUCUCAAAAUUAAUCUUUUAGGUCUGUCCCUAUCAUUAGGCAAAGUGAGGCAGCUGCCUCAGAAUGCAGAUACUGUCACUGCACCCCCAGCUUUCACCCAAGUCUCCCGACUGUUGCCAUUCUUCUGAACUGGUGCUGAUGCUUGCUGCUGAGCUACUGUGUUUCACAAGAUCAAAUAAUCAAAUGGACAAACCAUUUCCAACACACCACUAUCCGACUAUCAACUCAUCUUCUAAAGCACUUUAUGUUUUAUACUGUAUACUGGUACAAAACUGAGUAAGAUAAGAAUGGAUUUCUAAAACACGUAAGAUCUUGUUUCCAAGUUUUACUCCAGCUGAAACAUAUAAUUUUCAUCACUGCAAAUAGAGUUAAGAUGACUGAUUCAAAUAAUCUCUAUUUCCCUCUUAGAGUUGGGUAGCUUAGCCCAUAAUACACAACAUAUUAUGAAUGUAAUCCUCCACCCUUGCAGUGUAUUUAGCUGACAAACCAUUUGAUACUUGCCUUAACCUGCUUUUCUAGGAUCAGCUUAUUCUGGCUUCAAAAAAGCCUCACUUUUGUGAGGGGAUAGUUCAGAACGAUCUAAUGCCCAAACUUGCUGAGAUUUGUUAACGGAAGGCUUUGAUACUUUUAGUGGACUGACUUAUUAAAGCUACUCUUGAGCUAGGUAUAAUACAGAUAAAGUAUGGCACAGGCAAUGCCCGGAAGACGUUGACACAUUCAGGCAAUGGGGUAUGAAUAAGAGAAAGGGUGUUUCCUCUGGCUAAUUUACAGCUAAAGGAGAGCAACACUUGAGACACAUUUUUUAAAUGUAGUUUUUCUAUUAUUGUUAUAUGGUACUGAAAAACUACCUGAAAUUCUUCCAAAACAAACUGUAUAACACUUCUCAAAUGCAAAAGAGAUGCUAUAUCCCAAAAUACAUGUAUGUCAGGGCACUGAAAAAUAUUGAGAUUUCUAACUUCACAAAGGUCAUAACUAAUCACUAUUGCAUUUUCUCUCAUUAUUGCAAUAUUGCAUUGUUGGAAAUAAAGAAUUGGAGUCCAAAAUUGUAUCUACUGUUUCCACUUAAUUAUAAAUAAAUCUAAUGUUUGGCGUCGUUCCUCUCCGUCUCACAGAGUUCGUAAAUUUAGCUAGUACAGUAUACUUUCACAUUUUAUUAAUCCAUUCAUCCAUCUGCAGUAUUUUUGGUCAUUCCCAAUACUUUGCAUACAGCAUCUGAGUAGCUGCUGCAAUAUAAGCUAGGGAGUUUUAAAUGUUCCCUUUUUAUUGUAUCUUUUGCAUAGGAAAAUAUAAUGAUGCAUCUAUUUUUGAAGAUUUCUUGCUGCAAGUAGGAGGGAAAAUGCCAGAGCAGGGGGGUGGGGGUGGACAGAGUUGCAUACUUGUCCUCACUUUUCCUUAUCAUGUGAGGAAUUUAGAACACCCGAAUAGGGCUAAAUUGUGACCAUUAAAUAUGAAGCACUUGGAUAUACAAAAAAGUAAGAUGAAAAAUAUAUCUAUUCCAAUGGCCAUUACUCCGGGGGUCAGCAAAUUUAUUCAGCAUGGGGCCGGUCCACUGUCCCUCAGACCUUGUGGGGGGCCAGACUAUAUUUUGGGGAAAAACAUGAACGAAUUCCUAUGCCCCACAAAUAACCCAGAGAUGCAUUUUAAAUAAAAGCACACAUUCUACUCAUGUAAAAACACACUGAUUCCUGGACCGUCCACGGGCCAGAUUGAGAAGGAGAUUGGGCUGCAUCUGGCCCACGGGCCUUAGUUUGCCUGCCCAUGCCAUUACUCAGCACGUUAUAGGAACAUACAUACCUAUUGUACAUUAAUUUUGAAACAAUUAACUUCAACUUUUUUUGGCUAGGAUCCAAAGAACCUCUUGAGAUGAAAAAGAAAGAAAGAAAAAAAGAGAGAAAACUCACUGGGGAAAGAGGGGCUCUGUCCAUUAAUAUUUUUGCUAUGCAAAAAGCAUAUUCAUUCUAUUUGUGAUCUGUCCAUUUUUCUUGUGAAAAAAAUACUCAUUUCUCACAGGUCAAAAUCCAACACAAGGCACAAAAGCUCUGUAUUCCAGGGUCCCAGCCAGACUGUCAUCUAUGCCAGCUAGACAGGUACAUUUUGCAGAUAGUAUCUACCCUUAGGUUACAAUUUAUCAUCCCAAUUAGCAACUUCCUUGUGCAGUAUUAUGCCAGCUGAGUAAGUGCACCUGGAAGGUGUACUAUUUGACUCAUUAAAUAUGAAUUGCUGUUGAUUUUUUGCUUGACUAUUAAAUAAUUAAUUUUAAAUUUAUACCGUGUUAAAACUAAUAUCACCCCUCUGAGCUGUUAUGUUUUAAAAAGAAGAGGGAAAUGAUACAGAAGUUAUUGGGGAGAAAGGAGAGCAAGCUAGGAGAGUAGAUUCUCCCUAUGCUAUUUAACAUCUAUAUGAAGCCACUGAGAGCUGUCAUCAGGAUAUUUGCAGUGAUGUGUCAUCAAUAUGCAGAUGAUACCCAGCUCUAUCUCUCUGUUCCUUAUGAAUUAGGAGAGGCUGCUGAGGUGUUAUGACUAGUGCUUAGUAGGCAGUGAUGGGCUAGAUGUGAGCCAACAAAUUGAAGCUGAAUCCUGAAAAAGACAUGUGUUAUGUGUUCUGAGUUCUUGAGUCUGGGGACUGGCGAGAUGACCAGUCCUGGACAGAGUUGUAUUCCACUGGAAGAUGCAGCCCAUAGCUUGCAGGUGCUCCUGGAUUCAACUAUGUCACUGGAGUACUGGGAUUGGAGUACUUUCCCCCAGCUCCAGCUAGUUUGCCAGCUAUGGCCCCUUUCGUACAGAAAUGACUUGGCCUCUGUACGCCAUGCUCUGGUAACUUACUGACUGUAUUACUGCAAUGCACUCUAUGUGGGGCUGGCCUUGAACAAAAACUCAGGAAACUUCAACCAGUCCAAAAUGCAGUGCCAGAUUACCGGCUGGGGUUCCAUUUAGAUCUCAUAUAACCUCAGCUUUAAAACAGCUGAAUGGGUUGCCAGUACAUUUUCAGGCCCAGUUCAUGUUAGUGUUUGGAGCCCUAAAAGACUUAGGCCCCCAAUAUCUGAAAUACCAUCCCCUUCUCUACAGACCCUCUGGGUAUUAAGGUAAGUAGAGCGGGCCAUCUUGGCAUUGCCCUUGCCCUUAAAAGCUUGGCAGGGUGGUGGUGGUCUGGGACAAGACAUUCUUUGUGGCAGCCCCUAAGUUAUCACACUUCCUCCCCAUAGUCUUGCAUCUGGCAAUGUAACUUACACAGUUUUCACUGAAUGCUGAAGAUGCGCCUCUUUAUCCUGGCCUUUGACCUCUGUAUACUUACCUUUAACCUUUGAUAAAAACUGUUUUAAAUGUUGUAUUUACAUAGUUGUGAUCCACCCUGGGAUCUCAGCGUGAAGAACAGGUUAACAAAUCAAACUAAUAAUAAAUGUACAGUGCAGUCCUAUGUACAUUUACUCAGAACAAAGUCCUGAGUUCAGUGGGACUUAUUCCAUGCUUUCAGAAUGGGACUUGCUUCUGAGUAAACUUGCUUAGGAUUCCAUUGCAUCUCUGAGGCUAUGGACUGGAGUAGCCAGCCGUUUCCACUGUAGAUGUUCUGUGUGAAAAUGAAAGGACUAGACCCUCUCUCAACAAUCUAGCUCUGGCAGAUGCAAUAAAGUACGUGAUAAUACUUUAAUAAAAUCCACUAUGCAAAGACUAAACCUAAUCUAAAUAUUUAUUUAUUUAUUAUUUUUAUUUAUUAGAUUUAUAUACCACCCUUCAUCAAAAGAUCUCAGGGCAGUUCACGUGAUAAAAACAAGAGAUAAAAGCAGUUCUAUUUUUCUAGAAAAAGGUGAACACCUCCCUUCUUCUCUUAUAAUGGCAAUGGUGCCCACCUGAGAAGUGCCGGAACUGAGUUUCAGUGAGUUCCGGCUUAAAAAAAGCCCUGGAUAAAAGUACCAAGAAAUAGUUAAAACAGAAACAACAAAACAAUAACUCCCCUCCCACAAACACAUUUAAAAGGCUGUAGAAUAUUUAUCAGCCCAAGGCCUGGUUGAAGAGGAAUGAAUGUGCUAUAAGGAAGGUACUAGACAAACCUCCCUGGGGAGAGCAUUCCACAAAAGUAACAGACUCAGUCAAAGAAAAAUAAAAUAAGCAUUAAUAAGGCUAAAUUAAUGUAAUAUUAAAUAUAUGGCUGCUACUAUUUAAUAUAUACAGAGCAUCAUAGCUAAGUUUAGUAUAUAUACAGUGGUACCUUGGGUUAAGUACUUAAUUCGUUCCAGAGGUCUGUUCUUAACCUGAAACUGUUCUUAACCUGAAGCACCACUUUAGCUAAGGGGCCUCUUUCUGCCGCCGCGCCGCCGGAACACGAUUUCUGUUCUCAUCCUGAAGCAAAGUUCUUAACUCGAGGUAUUAUUUCUGGGUUAGCGGAGUCUGUAACCUAAAGCAUAUGUAACCUGAAGUGUAUGUAACCUGAGGUACCACUGUACCUGUAUUUAGAGCAUGGUUUUUUUGCUUUUCCCACGCUGAAUGAAUUUAACAUGUCCUGGCAUGGAGACGUAGAAAGCAGCUCCUAUUGGCUUCCUUCCUAUCAUGCCACUGCUAAAGGAACAAGUAGGCAAGUGAAAAGGAGAAAAAAGUGGCAAACAUAUGUUACUUAGAGAUAAAGGGUGGGAGGUGCAAAACAAGGUCCAUUUGUAAGCCCUGCUAAACUAAAUAAGCCAAGAGCGAUAAUACGGGUAAAGAAUAUAUAAAGUGCAGUAGCACCUUUAAUUGAAUCAUUACAGCAAUUGUGGGUUUCCAAGGCAACAGCUAGCCUAUUUCAUCAGAUGCAAAAACUGAGUAUGGCAAUACCUUAAUUUAUACAACCGGCUUUCUAAAAGUACAAGAACUGCACAAGUGUACAAUCUAUACAGAAAUUUGCUCCAAAAAGAUGUGUUUUUGGAGCUAGAAAGCAAGAAACCAGUUGAACAUCCAGGGUCAGCCAAGGCAUUUUGCUACCCGAGGCAAAUGAGAAUAUGUCACUCUCUUCCAUUUAACUACAAGUCAACCAGAUGGGCAGUUAACUCCUAGUUCAACAAUGUGGACAAAUUAGUGUCCUCUCCUAUUCUCUGAGUAUAUCAAGCCAUCUUAGAGGUAGGUGCACUCAUCCUUACGCCUCACACAUACUCUCAUAUGCUGCAUGAAGCAAUCACUUUGCCUAAUGGUGGGUCAGCUCUAAGAACAACUGAUGGAAGUAGACUCGUCAACAAAAAAAAUAUGCCAUUAUGCUAGUCUGUAAGCUUAGAAGAUUCUUUGUUGCUUUUACUUAAACUUCAAAGGAAACCAAAUGCAGAUCACUACAUCAUUUAUUACAUUGAGUGACUACUGAUGACCAGCUCACCCAGUGGUAAAUGUGAGGAAGCCGUGCCACUUGAUAACUGCCCCCCCAUUACAUUAUACAUUAUAGACAUGAUUUUUUAAAAAACUAAUUCUGAUUAGUAGACAAAUCUGUGGUAGACAUAGCUAAAGGAAGCUGCUUGUAUUGAAUUGUCUGCACUGAGUGACAGCAGCUCUCGGUUGGUUAGAGCAUGCUACUGAUAAUGCCAAGGUUGCAGGUUUCAUCCCCGUAUGGGAGAGCUGCAUAUUCCUGGAUUACAGGGGCUUGGACUAGAUGAUCCUCUGGGUCCCUUCCAACUCUACAAUUCUAUGAUUCUAUGAAAGGGGAGUUUUCCCCAGCCCUGGUUGGAAUUAGGUUGAAGCUCAGUGGCAGAGCAUCUGCCUUUCAUUCCAAAGGUCCCAGGUUCAAUCCCGGGCAUCUCCUGGCGGGGCUGGAAGAAACUCUACAACCCUAGAGAGCCACUGCCAAUCAUUGUAGACAAUGUUGAGUUAGAUGCACCAAAUGGUCUGACUCGAUAUAAAACAGCUAACUAUGUUCUGCUAACCUGCGAACCUCUUCUUCCACUGAUCUACGGCCCUAGAAAAUAUUAGCACUUGAUAAAUUGGUCAUCUGUUUAGGGUCAGUGUUUCUCCAACAACUCUAAAUAUAGGAGUCCUAAGCAAGAAAGAUAACGUGCCUUGGUCUGUGAAUGAAAAGGCAGUGACAACCCAGUUAGAAAGUAUAUGAUCAGUGAGCAGAAGGGCAGUCAAGAGCUUGAUCUGCAGUAGAAGACUUAAUCAUAAUCAUAUACUGUAUACUAACAGCAAACUCACUCUCCAAGUGCCAAAACCAUGUAGCAAAAAACCAUGUCAUCCAUGAACAAGAGGGAGGUACUGGCAGGCCUAGGUAAACCCAUGUAUUUUAUAAAGGAAACCUCCUAAGGCAGAACUCCGCAAAAUAGUCUAAUGAAGACUGAGCAUUCUGUACUCAGUAGCCACAAAGAGCAAAACAUCUGAGGAUCUAUGCUUAUCUUUUCCAUCAGGUUGCCUCAGAAGGAAAGCAAGAAAGUUUGUGCUUAAGAAGUUUAUCCUGAGCCAAGUAGUGUCAUACAUGCCCAACUAUCAAUUCUAACAGACUCUUCCAUCCUUCAGCUUCACCUGGAAACAGCCAUUUCAUCAGGCUGUGGAAGCUAAGGAACAGAUUUGAAGCAGGUAGAUUCCUACUUUCAUUCUACUGCUUCCAUUUCAGCUUAAGAAAAAAAUGCUCAAAUUUGUUUUGUUUUACUCUCCUCUCUCUCAACACUGUUUACUUUUGUGUUGUGUCUUUUAGGUUGCAAGCCCAAAAGCAGGACUGUCUUUUUAUUACUGAUUUUUGGAAGCCACUCUGAAUGUCUUUUGGACUGAAAAAGCAGAGGGGGAAAGCCUGAAAUACACACAUAAAUAAGGAAGCUAAAGCAACAGUCCAGUGACAAGAACACAAGCUAAGUCAGAUGGCCCUAUAGUGUCCAAACAGGUACAACGACCAUUAUGGAGAUACAGUGAUGCUGAAUUUCUUAAAACCUUUGCUUCAAAUGCACGCAGUGCAGACCUAGUAUGUUACUCAAAAUAUCUCACUGUGUUCAGCUGGGCUUCCUUCCAGGGAGUGUCCAUAUUUUACCUAGGAGUAGGGGCCACGGAACACAGUGUGCCUUACCUGUGAGCAAACUGUGUAUGGUUAGGUUGUUAAGUCUACAAAAGAUCAGUCCCAAAGAUUGCUUUCCAUUUCAUUCUGACCAAGCAAUCAGCUACCUUUUGCAGUCCCUCCUUCCAACUGCCCCUUUCACAACUCCUCUUUUCCUGGGGUUUCCCCCCUUUCUUCUAGCUAAUCUGAACGUAGACUCAACUUCUGCCAGUAUGACUGGGGCUGAGGAGACACAGCAGCCCACACUCAUUGCAAUUCCUCCUUGUGAACCAAAGAACUCUUAUUAGAAUAAACAAGUUCCGUUUUAAAUACUGAAAUACUAAAUAAGAUGGAUAACAAUGUGUAAUACAAAAAGAAGCAUGAAAUUAGGUUAAAAGUGUGUGAAAGAAAGUAAUAGAAGUGGAAAGAAAUUGCAAUUGAGUAGAUUAGAAGUCUAACACAAAGGUGGGGUGAGGGGUGAUGGGAAAAGGAAUUAUCUGUGGGAUUGAGUGUAGGUAUGUUUGAACAUUUUUAAGGAUUGUAUGAAAUGUAUGUUUGUAUGCUUGUAUAUUCGCAAUAUGUGUGUAUUAAUGCUGAAUUAUUUUAAUAAUAAAAACUUUUAAAAAAUAAAAAAAAAAUCAGAAGGCUUUACCUUCCUCAUACCCAGUUCCUUCUUUAUGUUGCUUCCAUACCCAGCUACUUUCCUUUUAAAACCCCCAACUCCAGCCCCCCCUCUCUUCCAAAAGCCAAUCACUCAAAUCACUUUCGGUGGGUGCGGGCGGAAUGGGCAUGACCAUCCCGAAACCACUACAAAGGAACCUUAACCCUCUGCUUCGGUUUCCACCACCCCGCAGCUCCUACCAUGCACAUUCAAACAGGAACCGGAAGUACGGCGCUAAUUGUACGUCUCUUCCGCCCCGGUGCUGAGUGCCUAGAGCGGCCACAAACAUUGCAAAACCCACGGAGGACCAUCUGCUGCGGCGGGAGACCAUCAAGCUACGGUAUCUGGAGGCGUCAGGGUCAAGGGAAGUGGGGGGCCUGUCGGACUAGAGCCCGGAGGCUUUUGCUUCUGCACCACGACCACGUAGGUGAUUGUGUUGCAUCGGGAACAGUCGCUUUGCUCGCUCUUAGCUUUGAACAGAAUCGUCCCAAACUGCACUUUUGGGGUGCUGUGGUUGUUUGUCCUCAUUUCUCCCCUCCCCAUAGACUUCUAUGCGAGCUUGUCUAGCUUGUAGAUAAUACGUGCUUUUGGGUGAACCGGUUCUAGUAGUUCGGAAAAGCUUGUGCCACAAAAACUAACAAACACCCAGCUCUUCGGGGCUGUGUCGUUCUUUGCUGCUAACAGCACAAGCCCUGCAUUCGUCUGUUCAGAAGUAAGGCGAGGCUGCAUAUACACGCCAUGCAUUCGAAGCAUGUUUAAAUCUCAUGCCCUGGAAACCGUAGUUUGUCAAUGUGUCAAGUAUAGUUUCCAGGAUUCUUGUGUGGGUGAGUGAUUUAAAGGUACCUCACACAGCCUAAGCCUUUCUAAGAAGCAGUAUGUUGUCUGGGUUUGAGGCUGCUAUGGCGAUUUCGGCAGGGAACAACUUGUCAGCCUUGUGCAGUGAAUAGCUCCCUCGGGAGCUAUUGUUUGGGUAAAUUGUUUUAAGAAUUAAAAACCCAAAUUAUGAAUACAUAAGUGAAUAGGGCCACUGUGCAGAUGACUGCAGCUUCAUCGUGACCUGCUGCAAGAGAACGUUCUCUGUCAGGAAAUGGAAAAUUACAGCCUGUACUAGUUGAAGCUUUCAGAUAACCGUUGCAGUAACUCCCGUUUGGAUGGCAUUAAUAUAUUUUGUUAUGCUUCAUAAUUAAGAUUUGGACUAUUGGAGUGCAUUUUAGCAGUCCCUGAAUUAUUCUGAAAUCCUACUUUAUCAGAUGUGAACAGUAAUACAUAUUCUAUACUUUCAUUACAGGCUGUUGAAGAAUGUUUGUUCCAAGGUCUAUUAAAGUCAAGAGGAAUGCUGGUGAUGAGGGGACUUGUGUAACUAAGAAAAAUAAGCCCUCUCCAAGUGAAUCCUCACUUGAAAACGUCACAGACUUCCGAGAUGCUAAGUCAGAUUCAAAAGACAUGCCAAGCUCAGAGAGUGACUUGUUUGAACCAAUGGAAAGAGACACUGAGGUGCACAUCUCUCUGGAUUCAGCUGUAGCUCUUCCUGAAGCAACAUUGGAAAAUGCAAACAAUGAGGACUCUUCUCUUGCUGAGGAUCCCAUAAAAUCUUUCAGCAAAAUGCAACGUUGGCCACAGCCUGGGGAACCUGUCUGUGUGGUUUGUGGUCGUUAUGGGGAAUACAUCUGUGACAAGACUGACGAAGAUGUUUGUAGCUUGGAGUGCAAAGCCAAACACCUUUUACAUAUCAAAGAGGAAAAGAAAAACUCAAAAUCUGCUAGCAGUUGUGAAAAAGCAGAGACUCGGUCCACGUUACUUGAUGGUACUUACGUCUAUGAAGAGAAUCCAUUUGUGCUAAGCCUUCAAGAGGAGCAGAUUGAAAACUUAAAGCAGCAACUAGGCAUUGCUGUUCAAGGUCAAGAAGUUGCAAGACCUAUUGUAGAAUUUGAACACUGUGGCUUCCCUGAAAUUUUAAACACCAAUUUGAAAAAAUCAGGCUAUGAAGUCCCAACUCCUGUCCAAAUGCAGAUGAUCCCAGUUGGAUUACUGGGCAGGGAUAUCAUGGCCACUGCUGACACUGGCUCAGGAAAAACUGCUGCUUUCCUGCUUCCUGUUGUAAUUAAAGCCUUGGGAGAGGUAAAGUUUAAACCUGCAUUUUCAAAAAGCUGUGGGAAUUGUGCAGCACACUCCUGUACAUGUUUACUUAGAAGUAAAUCCCAGUGCAUUCAAGGGGAUUUCUCUUUGGGAAACUCUGCAUUGAAUUUCAACCUUAGUUACACUGAGAAUUCUAGAGAAAUUAUUUUUAGCUGUUUGUUUCUUCUUUGAACUUAUGUCAGUUGACUUGAAAAAAGUGAAUGUUUGGAAAACAGUACAGAAUAUCUAAUAUAUUCUUUCAGCUUUAUAUCUGUCAGUUGACCGGAUAAACGAUACAAUUACUGAAUCUGUCAAUUGUCCUAAAAAGGUCCUCAGUGUCCCUGCUUACACCUGUUGCUCAAGAGUUCAGCUGCAAUUCUGCAGUGGGGAUCUUUUUAUACACAUUGAGGCUCCCCAUGUGACUUCAAACCCUUUCAGGCUUCUAAAUACACAGGCAGCAGCCACAAGUAGAAAAGGUUUUCUGCUGCAGAAAUUACAGCUGAACUCUUGAGCAACUGGCACAAGCAGGGGGCAGUGACCUAAAAGCCCUGUCCCACAGCCCCUUUUUCAUUUGCUUUACCUCUUCAUACGGAUAAUCACUGAAGAGUGCUCCAGUAUUCAGAAAUACUCUGUAACAGUUUGUCCACUUACUCUUAUUUCUGUACUUAACAGUCUUAGUAGGGUGGGAGUAGAUUUCCACAGUUUCUAAUGUUACAUUGUGACUAUUUGCUGUCGUCUCCAUUGACAUCCGAAUGAAAAGGAUGUUGUUGAGCUAAUCUGAUAUGAAUUACAGUAACUGUUCUCUUAUUUUCCCCUAAUCUGAUACUUUUAAUUGAGAAUGCAGAUUGGCAACUCACAACUUUUUUCCACUUUCUGCUUCAGGCAGAAACCCCAUCUGCUCUUAUUCUGACGCCAACGAGGGAGUUAGCUAUACAGAUAGAGAAACAAGCUAAAGAGCUCAUGAUUGGACUGCCCAACAUGAGAACUGUUCUUCUGGUUGGAGGAUUGCCAUUACCACCUCAGCUUCAUCGCCUGAAACAAAAUGUUAAGGUAAAACCUGCUGCUGUGAUUUUUGGGUUUUUAAAAAAAUAUAUGGCAAAGAACUAGAGGUGAUACUGAUUUCUUUGUUUAAGGCUUCCAGAACUUCAGCUCUUGUUGAAGAGAUUUGGUCUCAAGUCCUUAAAAAAUUGCUUGCCACAGUAUCAACCAUAUUGGGCUUUACAAUUGGCAAGGGAGGCCUUAUUUGCUGUUGGGUGCUGACUCCUUUAUAGUGCCUUGCCAGUAAUAGUUCCCUGCUUAGGGGAUGCCCUCCUUGGUGAGGUGCACCUUUCACCCUCAUUAACCUUUAGGUAGAAUUCAAAAACAUUCCUGUUUACCCAAGUAUUUGAUGACUGGAAGAUACCGGUUCUUGCAGCCUUGAAAGUAUUUAGCAGAGAGGAUAUUUUAUUUUAUUAUUACGGGGGGGGGAGUAUUCUUUUUGACCUUUUGUUGUUUUCCACACUGAGUUCUUUUGGGAGGAAUGGAAGGAUAAAAAACGACAAAUAAUAAUGAUGAAGCACUGAUCAUUGAUUUUAUUUCUAAUGUUGAUGUUUUUGCCUCCACCCUCUUUCUGUUAGGUUAUGAUAGCUACACCAGGAAGGUUGCUAGAAAUUCUAAAGCAAAGCUCCGUUCAAGUCCAUAAUAUUAAAAUUGUUGUAGUGGAUGAAGUAAGUAUACAUGGUGGGACAAAACACAAAAUAUAUGUGUGAGUGUGCAUGCAGGUAUUACUUAAAUAUGAAAUAACAAUGGCUGAAAUGGCUUGAUUUCUGUCUGGUGACCACUAGUAGAUUUCAAGCACAUGCAAUGCGUAUGUACUUUGGCUAGUGCAUGGUAUGCUUGGAAUACAGUUCAGAUGGUGUAUUGACCCAUUUAUGUGUCAGGAAGGAAGAGAUGAGAGCACACCUGAGGAUUAAGCAUCUAGGUCACUUUUUUUGCAAAGUGGGAGCAGCCGCUGCAGACACUAGUGUGCAUUUUGGACAGUAGUGAGUUGCUGGCAGGAAAGAGAAGCAUAAAGUAGAACUGGAAGGUGCUGCGAAUAGGCACAGUGCAGGGUUGGGGAACCUUUUUUCAGGGCUGCAUAUCCUUUUGAACAUCCUUCCAAGGGCUGCAUGUGGUGGGCUAGACAAACUCAUGGAGGAUAAGGCUAUCAAAGGCUACUAGUCAUGGUGGGAAUAUAAUUUGUCUCCAGGGUCAGAGGCUGCAUACCAAUUACUGGGGGAUGACAGCCAGAGUGGGCUGUUGCUAUCAUUUCCUGCUUGUAGGCUCCCUAGAGGCUGGCCACUGUAGGAAAUGGGAUGCUGCACCAAAUGAUCCAGCAAGGCUGUUCUUCUGACUGUGCUGGCAAAGAAAGUGAAUUAAUCUUUUAUUUCCUCACCUCUGCUCCUACAGUGGAAUGUUAAUGUUUACUGGUCUGUUUCUCCCACUCUCUCUCUCUCUCUCUCUCUCUCUCUCUCUCUCUCUAACAUAGGCUGAUACCAUGUUAAAGAUGGGUUUCCAGCAGCAGGUUUUAGACAUUUUGGAAGAUAUCCCCACAGACCGUCAGACUAUUCUGGUGUCUGCCACAAUGCCUUUCGGCACUGAACAGCUGGCCAAUCGACUUCUGCAAAAUCCAGUGAAAAUAACCAUCGGAGAAAAGAACCAGCCAUGUUCCAACGUUCGCCAGAUUAUCUUGUGGGUAGAAGAACCGUCCAAAAAGAAAAAGCUUUUUGAAAUAUUAAAUGUUAGUAUCCUUGGAAGGGAGAACCUGUUGUUUUUCUUCCACAAAUUGUGAUUCUUUGCAGAUUUGGAGGAGAGAAACUGGAAAAUGGCUGUUUAACUGAUUCAGCUUUGUUCUUGAGAGCUCCCCAGCAGAGAGGCAUAAACACGUCCCUGCAAUUCAGUUUAGCCAAUGCUUUUGUUGAAACUUGUGGAAGAAGAAACAAAAUGUUUAUUGUUUCAAUAUUGUUGGUGAUAUUCAUUAGCUUAUUACUGCAUUUUCAGUACUUUAUAAUCUGUGAUUCUGAGAGGCAUUUAAGUAGCCCAGUGUUGACGUGUUUAGAAAUAGGCAGGAUCCAAAGCAUCAUGGCUGGGAUCCAAUGAAAAGUUCCUUUGCAAUUCUAACCAUCUAUACUCAGAAUUAAGGUCUAUUGAAUUCAGUGGACCUUACUCCAGGUAAAGGAGGUUGCGGUAGCAACCCUUACCUAUGUUUUUUCUCCAAACAGCAGCCCUAGCAUGUUAUAUGGCAAACUGCUUUUUAAACUGAGGGUUAAAAGCAGUUUGUGAUACGGAAUAGUGAAAAAGAAAAAGCAUCCAGUUCUAUUAUCCUAGUGCAAGUAUAUUGUUUAUACUCUCAUCCUCUUGCCAGAAAUAGGAUAUUUUAUUUUGGUAAAUACAUUGUGCAAGCCACAUAGAAAUAAUCGUGCAAAAGCUGCUGUAAUGCUAAUAUCACUGACGAGAUUCCAUUUUUAACAGCAUUUCAAAGAUACCUGCACAAUCUACUUUAAACUUGUUAAUAUUACAUAAGCUUGGCAGACUUGGAAGGGCCACGUUACUUUGUUCAGCUCUGCCACCUCCCACAGCUCCCUCAGUUUAGCAAUAUGUUUAACAUUCCAGUACGUACCAUACAGAAUUCUAGCUGUAGUCAUGUGAGACAGCAAAGUUUCCUUCUCAUUAGAAUUUUUGUUUUAUAAAGGUCAACAGGAAUGUUCAAAAAAGGGUAACCAAAAUGAUCAAGUGAGUGGAGCAACUCACUUUGCAGUAUUCUGGGCUUUAGAGAAAAACCAAGUAAGAGGUGGCAUGAUAGAAUUGUGUAAGAUUAUGCAUGGCGUGAAUAAAGUGGUUGGAGAAAUGCUUUUCUCCCUCUCAUAAUUGUUGAAAGAUUCAGGACAGGCAAAACAAAGUACUUAUUUAUACGGCUCAUAGUUAAACUCUGGAAUUCGUUCCCACAGCAGACAGUGCUAGCCACCAACUUGGAUGGCUUUAAAAGAGGAUUAGACAAAUUCGAAGAGGUGAAGGCUCUCAGUGGCUACUAGUCACAGUGGCUAUGUUUUGCAUCUGUGGCUGAAGGCUGUAUGCUUCUGAAUACCAGUUCCUGGAAACUGCAGGACCUCCUGUGCUCAGGUCCUGCUUACAGCUUCCCACGGGCAUCUGACUAAUGUAAGAACAGGAUAUUGGACGAGAUGGGCCAUUGGCAUGAGCAGGCAGACUUCUUAUGUUUCUGGGUCUAAGGACAAUCUAAUAUUACUCUGCCUCCAAUUCUUACUGAUGAUUUUUAAAAGCUUCCAUGGCUGAGUCAAUGAAUAUUAUAAUUUAAGUAAAAAAAAAAUCUAUAUUUGCACUCGAAACCAUCCCUUAGUUUGAUAAUAAAGGAUAUAUAUCUAAAAUGUGAAAUUGGGACACGUGUAACAUUUUUUAAAUUGACAUCGUUUCAGUAGAAUGUAUACACACUAAUUAAGAGAAAGAGUUGUAAAUGUUGAUCAUGCAAGACUUUAAAUGAGACUUUGCUUUGUUUUAGGAUAAGAAACUGUUCAAACCUCCUGUGCUGGUAUUUGUAGAAUGCAAACUGGGUGCAGAUCUCCUGAGUGAUGCUGUACAUAAAAUUACAGGCUUGCAAACAAUUUCUAUGCAUGCUGAUAAAUCACAGAUAGAAAGAACUGCCAUAUUACAGGUUUGUAGAUAUCUCUGAUGCCCAUUUUCUAAAAGAUUCCUAUUCUUAAGGCCGUAGUCCUGUACACAUUUACUUGGGAGUAAGUCCUAUUGAACUCUGCUGAAUUUACUUCUGAGUAGAUGUGUAUAGGCUUUUACUGCUGAAUUAUUUGUGCUUUCUUGCCACAUUUUUGAAACAGGUUGCAAUUUUCUGUGAAUUUCAUGAAUGCUUUGUAUAGGUUCAAUCCAUCACAAUUCUGUUCUAUGCAGCAUUCUGGAUUGCUGCACAGAUGCUGCUCUCCAACCAAAUUAAGCUGUACUUUGUAAGCAGCAAUGCCUCUCUCCAUGUGAACCUACCCAGACCCUCAGAUCAUCAUCUGAGAUCCUUCUUUGUAUUCCUCCUGUACGAGAGGUCCGGAAGGUGGCAACCUAAGAAUGGGCCUUUUCUGCAGAGGAAUGCUCUCCCUAGGGAGGUUUGGCUGGCGCCUUCAUUGUACACCUUUAGGUGCCAGGUUAAAAUGUUCCUCUUUGACUAGGCCUUUGGCUGAUUAACAUCCGAUACCCUUUUAAAUGUGGCUGUGGGAGAGGGUGGGGGGCUUAUUGGUUUGUUUUUGUUUUUUUUAUGUAUUUUGUGUUUUUUAUCUUGUAUUUCUAUGUUAUGAACCGCUCUGAGAUCUACAGAUUUUAAUAAAUAGAAUCAUAGAAUUGUAGAGUUGGGAGGGACCAUGAGGGUCAUCUAGUCCAACCCCCUGCAAUGCAGGAAUCUUUUUGUCCAACAUGGGGCUUGAAUCCACAGUCCUGAGAUUAAGAGUCUCAUGCUCUACAGACUGAGCUUUCCACAGAAGAAAUUAUUAUUAUUAUUAUUAUUAUUAUUAUUAUUAUUAUUAUUUGCUGACCCUGUUGCCAUGCUUAUUCUGGGAAUUCAUCAGUGGUCUGGGAAAAUUACUUGAUCUGAUCCACGUACAAAUUUUAGGGCAACAGCCAUAUUCCAUGAGGGUAUAUUGAAAAUAGUGGCCAGCAGGGGGAACAGGGUGCCUGGGGCUUUUAGUGUGCAGUAAUAUUUAUUAGUAAGGCUGGCUUUAGAUCAGGGGUGGGGGUCCUGCAGCCAACCAGACAAUGUUUGGCUACAUUUCCAUUAACCAUGGAGGCUGUGACUGAUGGGAGUCCAACCACAUUUGAAGAGCCACAGCUUACCCACCUAGUUUUAGAUGCAGUUUAUCAUUAAUGUUUUUAAACAUACUUGAACAUUCAGAGAAGCAGCUAGACUGACUGUGAGUUCAAGUUCAGAGUAUAUAUCUGAGAGGAGCUAGCUUUUAGUUCUAUUUAAAUACUUUUAAGUUAUUCUUCUUCCUUUUUAUUUUUUUGCUUGUUGCCCUGUUGCUCUUUUUUGUUUCCUUUUGAAAUAUUUUCGGAAUUUGGCUUCACUGUGAAUUCUGCAGCUUAAUUUCCCUUGUUGGAAAUCUUGUCUUGUAACUUUUGAUUACAAGACAAGCAACAGAAUUCUUAAUGUUUAAUAUUUAUUUCUAGUUACAUCCUGCACCUUAACAACAAGACAAUUUUAUUUUUUUUUUUUUAAAUCAUAUUUAUUAAAGUUUCCAAAAAUAUAAAAAUACAAAGAAAAAAGACAAAAGAAAAAAGAUAUUUAAAAGCCUUACUUUCAUUCCCUACUUUCUGGGACUCCCCCCCUCCCCCAAUUGUAUUCCCCUUUCCUUAAUUUGGUUCUACAAGCUCUCACUCCCAAUUUAAAAGCUUAAUUUGUUUAACCCACUAUCCAGAUUGAAUUGUACAAAUCUUACCACCGUCCCACAUCAUUAACAGAAAAAUAAAAAAAGAUUUUCCCCAAGAUCCACCCCAAUUCCUUCCACAAAUUCCCUUUUUUUUAAACAACGUCCGAUCAAAAUAAAAUAACAUGCGUAAGUUAUGUAAAGAAAUAAAAAAUAAGAGAUAUAGAAAAAUUCAAAAAUGGUUACACAGCCUUUGGAUUUCAAAUCUCCCCCUUCCCGGUUUGAAUUCCCCAUGUCCAUCAGUCUAUACAUUAUCAGCUUGGAAGUCUCAUUUCAUGACCAGAUUUCUCCCGAUUCCAUCUUGCCGGUUUUCUUUUAGUUUAUUAAUUUAAAUAAUAUUUGACUUCAAAUGUCCAAUCUAACAAAGGCCUUUAAUUUCCUUGAUCUUUACCACUCCUCCCGUUGUUCUUUCCGUGUCGUAAUCAGUCCUUUAUUCUUCUUAUUCCUCACUUUCUCAGGUUUCUUGUCCUGUUCAGCUGCUAAAACUUUCUAAUUCAGAAAUCUAGUGUCUCUGCAGAGGUUUGUUAUUCAGGAACAAAACUUACGUCCAGUCCCUUUCUUUCUUCAAUAAAAAUUCCAUUGUCUCUGUAGACAAAAUACUCUUUCAGUUUUGCAGCUUUCCCAGAAGAUAACAAAUCCUGUGCGAAUCCCAGGGUAUUUUUCCACUUACGACCGUUCUUGUAGUAUCCCGAAACCCCUCUAGGGGAUUGUAAUAACUUUGUAUCCUCUAAUCCAAAAGUCAAAUUGUUGCUUAUUUUCCAACAGUUUAUAUCCAUAUUAUAGCAAAUUGUAACAAAAUUAACCAGCAAGAUCCUCAUAAAGUCCUCUUUAUAUUCUCCAGCUUUGACAGCCACUUUGACAGCUGUCAAAGUCUCCGUCUCUCUUCACCAGGCUCCACGAAUCGCCCCGGUUCCCAGGGGGGGGGGUUGCAUUUUUCUUCUCACCCUCCACUCUUCUCCUCCAGCACAUUUCUUAUAAUUUCCCAUCGUGAAAUUAAUGAUUUUUAUCAGAGACAUACUUCCCUUUGGACCUUGGUUACCCAGUCCUUGUUUUGGAAUGCUUACAAUAGGGGGAUUGACUUCCUUUUAAAUCGCCCCGCUCGUGCCAAAUCCAAAAUUUUGAACCCGGUUUCCCAAUUACUCACGGGUUGUUGUUAAUAGUCCAAAUUUUCAAUAGAAGAAGUCAGCGCUCUCCGUCGAAUGGCAUGCGGCUGCGCUCGGCAGGAAAGCAGUGGACUCAAAGCACCACGCCACUCCCCGGCACCCGAUCCGAAGCCUUUAAAAGGCUCCUUCACGAGUCGGGAGGGCGCUAAUGGUGCAAGCCGAGUCACCCAUGUCCACGGACUCCGUGCCCGUGGUUUUUAAGGGUCCCCGCGUCGCCGGCGCGGUAGGACCCAGCCCCUGCCGAGCAGACUCCCUCCGGAGCUCGGAGGGAGUCCGCCAUUCGGCGAUGGCGCUAACCCGAAAGUCAACAACAAGACAAUUUUAAGGAAGCUGAAAUAAUGUUUCUAUAUGCUUUGCAUUAGGGAUUAUUUCAAGGCAAGUAUGAAGUUGUAGUAAGCACUGGAGUCCUGGGACGUGGACUUGACCUUGUCAACGUUAAGCUGGUCGUGAAUUUUGACAUGCCAUCAAGUAUGGAUGAAUACGUACACCAGGUAAAUAUACUUUUCUGCUGUACUAUUUAAUUUAAUAGUUAUUGGUUGUAUUUUAGCUCUAUAAGCUCUGUGAGAAGCAUACAAAAUAAUGGAAAAAUAUUUUAUUAUAAAUGGUUAACACUGCUACUCUUCAGCAGCCUCAGGUGGAAUGACUGGUUGCUCAUCAGAGUUUCCAGAAGGGCCAGAAAGUAGCAGAAUCUGCUACUUGAGAUAAGAGAGGGAGGUUUUCUUACUGUACAGAAACUAAACUUUGAUUGUAAACUUUGAUAAUAUGAGGAUUACAGCUACCUGAGGGAUUCUUUUGGUUUCAUGAGACAGAUAAUUGGGCCAAAUUUAAAUACAGUUGUUUAUUUUUAGGUUGGAAGAGCAGGUCGGCUGGGUCACAGUGGAACUGCAAUCACUUUUGUGAAUAACAGCAGCAAGAAACUUUUCUGGGAUGUUGUGAAGCGUGUUAAACCAACUGGCACUAUUCUCCCACCCCAGUUAUUAAAUUCUCCAUAUCUACAUGACCAGAAGAGGAAAGAACAGCAGCGAAGUAAACAAUCUCAGAAUGGCCUUGUAACGAGUGACAAUCUUAUGGACGUUAUUAGAAAACACAGCAAAAGCUCUUCUCAGAAGUAA
Messenger RNA from Podarcis lilfordi (Lilford's wall lizard), 36691 nucleotides. The record is from the annotation of a GenBank genome assembly. NCBI's taxonomy places the organism in Eukaryota, Metazoa, Chordata, Lepidosauria, Squamata, Lacertidae.